CUCUCUGAGCAAAACCGUCUUGUCUCGCGUUUAAAAGGGUGGCGGGAAGCGCUGGGUUAUUUCUUAUUUCUUUAUCUCUACUCAGGGAGGUAACGGCUGAAAUUUUUUUUUUUUUUUUUUUUUUUAAAGAAAAGGAGCGAUAUGGUCAGGACGAAAGCCGACAGUGUCCCUGCGACCUACCGGAAAGCGGUCGCUGCUUCGGCGCCCAGGAAGUCACUUGGCGCCUCCAGUUCUGCCAAUUCAUCGAGCAGCAGCUCUCAAGCAGGCACCCCUGCCAAAAACAAAUAUGCUGGUGGAAACCCUGUGUGUCCACGUCCCACGCCAACGUGGCAGAAAGGCAUCGGGGACUUCUUUGGUGGCCCCGGCAGGAAGCCAGAGAAGGAGAACUUGCACCCUUCGUCUGAUGGGGAGGAGGCUGGGGGCAGUGGCGUGUCCAAUAUGCCCAGAAAAUCCAGACCACUCCCAGAAGAUGAGGAUGAAUAACACGUUUGAUCAAUGUAUUGAUGCUUGAAUUUUUAAUGUAAAUGUUUGUAAAUAAUUUAUACCAUUCAUUUUUGUAUAUAACUUUAAUAAACUGUCUU
Molecule: messenger RNA, 581 nt
Organism: Electrophorus electricus (electric eel)
Lineage: Eukaryota; Metazoa; Chordata; Actinopteri; Gymnotiformes; Gymnotidae
Gene: pclaf
Product: PCNA clamp associated factor
Biological process (GO): regulation of cell cycle; translesion synthesis
Cellular component (GO): nucleus
Molecular function (GO): chromatin binding
Source: RefSeq, a predicted model, not a curated record